This is a messenger RNA of Apis dorsata (giant honeybee), 1581 nucleotides long. RefSeq names its product 2-oxoglutarate and iron-dependent oxygenase JMJD4 (gene JMJD4). Gene Ontology annotation, molecular function: sequence-specific DNA binding; histone H4R3 demethylase activity. The transcript has 4 exons. Gene Ontology annotation, biological process: positive regulation of translational termination; negative regulation of gene expression; protein hydroxylation. The record is from RefSeq and is a predicted model, not a curated record. Lineage: Eukaryota; Metazoa; Arthropoda; Insecta; Hymenoptera; Apidae. Gene Ontology annotation, cellular component: nucleus; cytoplasm. The coding region runs from base 164 to 1423 and encodes 419 amino acids.
UAAAGUUUUUAAAAACAACUAUACAUCAUUAUUGGUUUCUAUAUUUUAAUCGGUUGUUAUAUAUAUAUGUAUAUAUAUGUAUUAUAUAUAUAUAUAUAUAUUAUAUAUAUAUAUAGAUAUGAUGAACUUUGUUUAUUAAGUUUAAUUGAAAUUAAAGUGCGCGAUGGUACAAGAACUCGAAGUUAAAAACAGGAGGUUAUCUAUCAACAAAAAAACCGCCAUAAUUGAUUGGAUUGAUUAUGUUGAUCCAUCGAUAAAAUACGAUGAAUUUUUUUCUAAAUAUUUAAUGGAAAAUAAACCUUGUAUUUUUAAAUCGAAUAUAACAGAAAAUUGGUCGUGUAAGAGACAAUGGAAUUUGGAUGGUACUCCAGAUUUUGAUGUUCUUGAUAUAUUAUUUGGAGAUUGUAUAGUUCCAGUUGCAGAUUGUAACAAAAAAUAUUAUAAUUCACAAUCUAAGGAUGAUAUGAAAAUGAAAGAUUAUUUAAAUUAUUGGAUAGAUUAUGCAAAAAACAAUUAUUCAGAUUCUAUGCCACUUUUGUAUUUAAAAGAUUGGCAUUGUCCAAAAUUAUUUCCUAAUGCUCCUAUGUACACUGUUCCUGAAUAUUUUGCAUCAGAUUGGCUGAAUGAAUAUUAUAUUGCAAAUCCUAAUUUGAAUGAUGAUUAUAGAUUUGUUUAUAUGGGACCAAAAGGAACAUGGACACCAUUACAUGCAGAUGUGUUUGGAUCCUACAGUUGGUCUGCUAAUAUAGUUGGAAAAAAACGUUGGUUACUUUUUCCUCCAGGUCAAGAAGAUUUUCUUAAAGAUAUACACGGACAAUUAACAUAUGAUGCAACAUCAAAAGAACUUAAUGAUUAUACAAGAUAUAAGGCCUAUGAUAAACGUGUAUUAAAAUAUAUUGAUAUAAUCCAACAGGAAGGAGAAAUUAUAUUUGUACCAUCUGGAUGGUAUCAUCAAGUCUGGAAUAUAGAAGAUACAAUUUCUCUUAAUCAUAAUUGGAUAAAUAGUUGUAAUAUUAUGAAUGUGUGGCAUGGAUUAAAAAAAGAAUUAAAUUCUGUUAUAAAAGAAGUUAGUGAUUGUAAAGAUAUGAAUAAUUGGGCAGAACAUUGUCAAUUAAUAUUAAAAUCUACAUAUGGAAUGGAUUAUAAUUUAUUUUUUGAUUUCUUAACAUUUAUUACUAAACAACGUUUAAAUAUGGUUUUAGACAAAGAAGAUGUAAUAAGCUUUAAUAAAUAUAAACUUGGAUUUAAUCAUUGCAUAUUUGAUCUUCAUUCAAUAAAAUUGACAUUGAUAGAUUUUAUUAAUGAUAUGGAAGAAAAAUCUAUUUAUUAUUUAAUUUGUGAAAAACAACAAGCUCAUAAAUUGUUAAACAAAAUUUUAUUAUUUCUUCAAUCACAUGAUUCAACUGAAAAUUUAUCCAUAUGAUAAAAGAUAUAAAAUCUAAAAAUAAAUAAAAAAAUUGUUGUUUAUAUAUUAUAUAUUAUAUAUGUAAAUAUUAUGUAAAUAUUAUGUUGUAAAUAAUGUGAUAUAUAUUAUGAACAAAUUUUUAUAUAAUUCUGUAAAUAUUGAAAAUACAUAAAUUA